GGACCCUGACAGGACUGUGAACAUCUGGCCAGCUGAGUGUGGCCACACAGCAAAGGCCCGGCUCGGAGAAGCAAUGGUGAUGCGGGCUUUUGUCCUGCUGGCCGUCUUUGCGGAAGCUUCUGCGAGAUCAUGCACUCCAAAUAAAGCAGAUGUCAUCCUUGUGUUCUGUUAUCCAAAAACCAUCAUCACCAAAAUCCCUGAGUGUCCUUAUGGAUGGGAAGUGCACCAGCUGGCUCUUGGAGGACUGUGUUACAAUGGCGUCCAUGAAGGAGGAUAUUACCAAUUUGUGAUCCCAGAUCUGUCACCUAAAAACAAGUCUUACUGUGGAACUCAGUCAGAGUACAAGCCCCCCAUCUACCACUUCUACAGCCACAUCGUUUCCAAUGACAGUACCGUGAUCGUGAAGAACCAGCCCGUGAACUAUUCCUUCUCCUGCACCUACCACUCUACCUACUUGGUGAACCAGGCUGCCUUUGACCAGAGAGUGGCCACUGUUCACGUGAAGAAUGGGAGCAUGGGCACUUUUGAAAGCCAAUUGUCUCUCAACUUCUACACUAACGCCAAGUUCUCCACUAAGAAAGAAGCUCCUUUUGUGCUGGAGACAUCUGAAAUUGGUUCUGACCUUUUUGCAGGCGUCGAAGCCAAAGGGCUGAGCAUUCGGUUCAAGGUGGUGUUGAACAGCUGCUGGGCCACCCCCUCAGCUGACUUCAUGUAUCCGUUGCAGUGGCAGCUGAUUAACAAGGGCUGCCCCACAGAUGAAACGGUCCUUGUACACGAGAAUGGGAAAGAUCACAGGGCAACGUUCCAGUUUAAUGCCUUCCGGUUCCAGAACAUUCCCAAGCUCUCCAAGGUCUGGUUACACUGUGAGACCUUCAUCUGUGACAGUGAGAAGCUCUCCUGCCCCGUGACCUGUGACAAGCGGAAACGCCUCCUCCGAGAGCAGACGGGAGGCGUCCUGGUGGUAGAGCUCUCUCUCCGCAGCACAGGGUUCUCCAGCCUCUACAGCUUCGCAGACGUGCUCUACCACCUCAUCGUGAUGCUAGGGAUUUGUGGCAUCUUGUAGGAGGGAGCCCGGCAUCUG
Molecule: messenger RNA, 1081 nt
Organism: Elephantulus edwardii (Cape elephant shrew)
Lineage: Eukaryota; Metazoa; Chordata; Mammalia; Macroscelidea; Macroscelididae
Gene: TECTB
Product: tectorin beta
Exons: 10
Coding region: 74-1063 (329 amino acids)
Cellular component (GO): cell surface
Source: RefSeq, a predicted model, not a curated record